Molecule: messenger RNA, 3122 nt
Organism: Parus major (Great Tit)
Lineage: Eukaryota; Metazoa; Chordata; Aves; Passeriformes; Paridae
Gene: PKIA
Product: cAMP-dependent protein kinase inhibitor alpha
Exons: 3
Coding region: 283-513 (76 amino acids)
Biological process (GO): negative regulation of cAMP-dependent protein kinase activity
Cellular component (GO): nucleus; cytoplasm
Molecular function (GO): cAMP-dependent protein kinase inhibitor activity
Source: RefSeq, a predicted model, not a curated record
AGCCCGCGGAGGGGGCGGGGAGGAUGACUUCAUGCCGCCGGAGCGCCGUGAAUUUAGGAGCAGCAGCUGCCGCCGCCGGCGGCGAGAUGUGGGGGUGAAGUGACAGCGGGAGCUGCCGCCGGCUGAGGGACGAACAGCGCGGGGCACUCGCCGAGCCCGGGGAGUCUGGGCCGCCACCAGCAGCCGCUGCGGGAGGGAGAGAGAGAGAGAGAGAGAGAGGGAGGGAGGAAGAUGCGCUGAGCCGGUCGCUGAAAGGUACUGCUAUGUGGAUAUUUGUUAGCAAUGACUGAUGUGGAAUCUACAUAUGCAGACUUUAUUGCUUCAGGAAGAACAGGUAGAAGAAAUGCGUUACAUGACAUCCUUGUGUCGUCUCCAGGCGGGAACUCUAGUGAACUAGCCUUAAAGUUAUCAGAGCUUGAUAUAAACAAAACAGAAGGAGAAGGAGAUGCACAACGAAACCCAAGUGAGCAAACCGGGGAGGCCCAAGGGGAGGCAGCAAAGCAAGAAAGCUGACAUCGGACUUUGACCGAGUGGAGCAGCUGCUGGAUGUUUUCAGGCUACAAGAGUGUGCUGGAACAAAUUUGUUUCCAUGAGCAAGCUGGUAGAAAAGAAAGUGCAUGUGUCUUCACUGCUGGAACCCACUCAACACAAUGCUAAAAAUCUGGGUACAAGCUGUGACAGAAGACAGAAUUUUCUCUACCUCUGUCAUUAGCAAUGGUUGAACAUGUAUUGAUUUUUUGGGAUAGUGUCAUCAGAUGGAUCCCUUCAUAAUGACUACUCGAUGGGAACACUUUUAGAAAGUAGAACAGGUAAAUCUUGUAGCAAAUGGCCUUUGAAGCAUCAGAGGAUCUAAUUGUGUAUCUUAAGCAAAGGCUUGUGUGAUCCUCAGAGUUUAAAAUUCUCUGGCCAAAGUGUUUGCCCAUUAUAAGAACUGUAAAGAAAGCACUGUUUUUAGAACUUUGCAUCUGUUUUACAGCUCUGUUAUUUACAAUGGUUUUUGUAUUGUACGACUUAGAUGCUCCACACUGCCCCUUCUCAACUGCUUAUGAAGAAUAUUUCUGUUACUGUGAAUUUUUCUACCACACGUUUUGAAAGGGCUGGUUUUUUGCAUAAGGUGGUGAUGUGCACAUGAUAGAUCUAAACGUCAACCGCUAAAUUGAUUAUGCCUAAACAUAAAUGACUCAGCAACACUCUAAUUUGUUACUAGAUGAGCCUUCAAAACGAUUUGUUAAUGUGAAUACUUGAGCGUGUGUUGUGUCCUUGGUACAGUUUUGCCACUUGCCUGUAGUUAGUUGCAUAUCAGAGACUCAAAUUGAAUCUUUUAUGUUAUUCUUCCCCAUUUUUCUAAUUUUGGUCCCAAUUUCUUAAUCUUUCUCUGAGAUAUUUUUUUAAAAUGUUAUUCCAAGUAUUUUAUUGUUACAGUAGUUUUAAGAAUACAUUUAUAACCUUAUAUGGGUUAAAAUUCAAACUAAUUCCACGGUGCUAGAGGUUUUCCUGAUUCACAUUGUAAAAGAUAGGCCUUGUUUACACAUGGGAAAAUAACUGGCAUAGGCUAUUGCCAAUUAUGUAUUCUGAAAUUAGUUUUAGAAUGCAGGAUAGUCCAAUGAGUGGAUCCUGGGCUGAAUUCAGCAAGAGGUUCAAUUUUUACUAUUCCUUCCCUUUGCCUCCGUUGAUCAGGCUGUUGAGUUUGCACAGCCAGUAGCCUGCUACUGAUGCACCAGGACAGCUGAGUGCUAGAAUCUGCUACAGUAGCCUUGUGGCUUGGAGUUGGAAAGGGAGGUGAGAGACUUGGCAUCUAGCACCCAAAGACUAGAUUUGUUCCCAUUUCAUCUAUUCCAAAAUGACAGUCCAAACCGGGCCUUCAUCAAAAUACCAGGAUAGCUUGUCCAUCCAGGACAUCACUUAAAAUAUCUACAAAUUAAUAACCUGUUCUGCGUAGCUAUUGCUGAUUGAUUUGUUUUUUCCCCUCAUCCUGCCCCAAUAGACAAGGCCAUACAUGAGGCUGAAUGCUGCAAAAUGGGGCAGCCACACCUCUGUGUGACUAAGGUGAGUGAAGAGAGUGACUGAUAGUAAACCAUGGCAAUCACACAAGCACCAAUCACAAGGUCAGAAGAUUUGUUUUCUUUUAUUAAUAGGAGGUGAUGUCACUUUAUAUAUAGUAUAUAUAUUAUAUAUAUUUUUGUGUUGUUGGUUUCAAAUGUUAUGCACUUUUUAAUGUUUGUAAACUUUUACUAAUGAAUAGUGUGAUUGCUUCCUGAAUAUAUUAAUCAUCAGUUAACAAGACAUCUCUGUGGCCACAGCUGUUUGUUUCCACCAUAUGUAUCAUAGUAUUUGUCACCUGAGAAUCUUUUGUGAGACGUGUGGAGGAAAAACCCACUUCUGAUCAGUAUUAUGAGAUCAUUUAUUAGUGUUAAUAAAAAACAAGCCAGCCGUAUGCUUGUGGCUCAUGCGUGUAAUAUUAACUCUCAACUUUUAGUGUUUCGAAGCUGAAUGCCUUGCUGUCUUACUAGCUGUCAAAUGCCCUAUCUUCUUAGUAAGAGAAGUAGUCCAUUUGCUUUGGAAAUACUGUUAUCCUUAAAUAACUUUCAUUCAUUUGUUUCACUUGGUGUUCCUUUCAGACUUAACACAUUAUUAUUGCCUUUUUUUUUAUUAUUUCUCCCCAUUUUGCUCUUGCAUCAAGUCUUCAAGCUGAACUCGUUGUCAUGGACUAGUUACUGUCAAUCUAGCACAAAUGCCGGAAGGAAAUAGGAUUCUAGGGGUUUUUUUAUAGUGUUUCUUUAUUGAUAAUCCAUGAAACAUCAGUAAAAUGUUGCAAAAAAAGGCAAUAGUGAAAUAAGUAUUUACAGUAUAUUAAAAUGAUGGUUUUCCUUAUUUUCCUUCAUUGCUUUUCUUUAUUUUAGUAUAUUUUCCUUCUUAAUUCUUUUGUGUUGUUAAAUAAAAUUAAUUUCAGCCUUUCCUCUCUAUUUUGUACCCGUUUCUUCUGUUUCUCCUCUUUUUUCUCUUGUUUUUAAACAAAUUAUGGAGUAUUUUGCUGAUUUUUGAAACCCGUCUCUUUGUGAUGGAAAAUAGCAUUGUUAAUUUUAGUGGAGUAAAAGGCUAUUUAUGUUCCUCUUCCCUCAAAA